AUGGGUGAAGCCACUGCCCUAGAAAGUGUUCUUGAGAAAAUUCGACAACGAAUGGAAAGUGAUGUGGUUGGCGCCCGUCUUCUCAAAGAACGUCCAAGGGUCAACAAUCAAACGGUGAAUCGUGAAUAUCUUGAAUCGUUACCGGAGAAUACUUUUGGAAAACGUUACGCCAAAUUUUUGGCUGGCCUAAAGACGUCGCCUGAUGCAAGACCUCCAGUGAAGUACGUGCAGGAUGAAAAGCAUCUCUAUGUUAUGCAACGUUACCGUGAAACACACGACUUUAAUCACGUUCUCCUGGAAAUGCCUACGCACAUGCUUGGAGAGGUCACCGUCAAAUACUUUGAAGGAAUUCAAUUUGGUUUGCCGAUGUGCGUUACUGCCGGUAUUUUUGGAGCAGCACGGCUGCGGACCAACGCUCGUUGUUGUGAUCAUGUUGUUGUUUGUUUGCUCAGAGCUCAUGAUGUGUCUCAUGUUGUCGUGGAUAUGCCUAUAUGA
Messenger RNA from Cooperia oncophora, 495 nucleotides. NCBI's taxonomy places the organism in Eukaryota, Metazoa, Nematoda, Chromadorea, Rhabditida, Trichostrongylidae. The record is from the annotation of a GenBank genome assembly.